GUUGUAGUAAAAGGAAAAUUUGAUAAACGCUAACCUGACCUUUAUUUCUCGUAUUUAUCGCAAAGUGCGAGUAUCACCGGUACUUACAGAUUACCAAUUCAGUUAUUUCGUAACUAGUAUCACAGGAAUCAAUUUUUACAAUAUGGCUGAAGAGAUGCCAAUUUCCAACGCGGAAGCUUUAAAGUUAGCACAAGCCAAAGAUGCAGCAACAACAGACUUCAUAUUCCAACAAACCAUGUACAGAAUCAAGGACCCGAAAAUAACAGUGCCAUUCUAUUCUGGUGUUCUGGGCAUGUCUCUUCUUCAGAAGUUAGACUUUCCAGAAAUGAAGUUUACUUUGUAUUUCAUGGGGUAUGAGGAUGCUGCUUGUAUGCCUGGAGAAUUGGGCUCAAGAGAAAGAUCAGAAUGGGCUCUUUCAAGACCUGCUACUGUUGAAUUGACACACAAUUGGGGUACUGAAGAUCAAGCUGACUUUAAAUAUCAUACUGGAAACUCUGAACCAAAAGGUUUUGGUCAUAUUGGUGUGAUGGUUCCUGAUGUUGAUAAAGCAUGUGAGAGAUUUGAGCAACUCAAAGUAAAUUUUAUUAAACGUCCUCAGGAUGGUAAAAUGAAAACAAUUGCAUUUAUCACUGAUCCAGAUGGAUAUUGGAUUGAGAUUUUUAAUAAUAAGAGAGUUUAAAACUGCCUUGUUGAGAAUAUUAAAAAAUAAUUUCUACUAUGCAUGUAAUGCAAAUAAAGUCAAUUAUAUUAUUAA
Molecule: messenger RNA, 754 nt
Organism: Dalotia coriaria
Lineage: Eukaryota; Metazoa; Arthropoda; Insecta; Coleoptera; Staphylinidae
Gene: Glo1
Product: Glyoxalase 1
Exons: 2
Coding region: 143-679 (178 amino acids)
Molecular function (GO): lactoylglutathione lyase activity; metal ion binding
Source: RefSeq, a predicted model, not a curated record